Penicillium antarcticum is the source of this 207-nucleotide messenger RNA. RefSeq lists its product as uncharacterized. The record is from RefSeq and is a predicted model, not a curated record. The transcript has a single exon. The coding region runs from base 1 to 207 and encodes 68 amino acids. Lineage: Eukaryota; Fungi; Ascomycota; Eurotiomycetes; Eurotiales; Aspergillaceae.
AUGCUUGCCGAUGCGGGUAUCGAUGCAUGCGCCCAGGAUGUCGAUGGAAAUACUGCAUUGCACUAUCUUGCUACUCCUUUUAAUGGUGAAUCCAGAGCCAUGCAGCUAUUGCGAGAGAUUGGAGGGGGCGAAGAGGUCUACAAUAAUUGGAAGAAUGGGGAGAACCUGACGCCCUGUACGCUGUGGGAAGCUUGCAACGAAGCGUGA